Messenger RNA from Homalodisca vitripennis (glassy-winged sharpshooter), 1347 nucleotides. RefSeq lists its product as uncharacterized. Gene Ontology annotation, cellular component: mitochondrial inner membrane; nucleus. Bases 46 to 1245 code for a protein of 399 amino acids. Gene Ontology annotation, biological process: apoptotic DNA fragmentation. Gene Ontology annotation, molecular function: single-stranded DNA endonuclease activity; metal ion binding; nucleic acid binding. The transcript is spliced from 7 exons. The record is from RefSeq and is a predicted model, not a curated record. NCBI's taxonomy places the organism in Eukaryota, Metazoa, Arthropoda, Insecta, Hemiptera, Cicadellidae.
GUUCGGUAGUCUCACGAGAAACUUCUGUAGUGACUUAUCAACGCAAUGUUGGUGGUUACCGUAACCCUUGUUGUAGUAGUUAUUGUUCAAAGUGCUCAAUGCAAGACAGGAUCCUGCAAUCUGUCGUUGCAGAAGGACUUGAGUCAGAACGAGCCUCUGGUCCUGACUGUUGUCCAGGAUAACUUGGAAUGGAUUAUGCCUGAGGUGAGGAACAAUCAGGGAGUGAUAUCUCUCGAGACAGGGAAGCACUUGGUGAUAGCUUGUCCGGGGAGUAAGAACAACGUGAAAGCCAACGGCGAAGAGACAGCUUAUGUCAAGUGCGACCGAGGAAGCCUCAAAAUCGGCUCCAAGCGUGUGGCCGAGGGAGGACUGCGCUGCUCUCACUCUAUCGCUGAUUCCGAGAUUUGGAUAUCACAGCUGAGCUGCGGCAGCGGAAUUUACAAGGGCACCGUGAUACAACUCGGCUAUCAGGUGAUGAAGGAAUGGCUCCCUUUGGUGGAGGUUUGUCACAACAUCUCGCGUGGAGUCACUCUCUACACCUACCACCCUCUCGCGGGACACUCCAUCGAAGGUGCGGUCAAGUCCAACCAGCGGGGGAAUUUCAAGAUAGGACCAACGGAACUGUUUCCUGGAAUCAGUCCGAAUACGCUCUAUACACAGAAACGACAAAAGGAAGUAUUUAAGAAGAUUCUUGGCAGUAGCUCAUACCUAAAUGGAAGCAAUUUCUUAGCCAAAGGUCACCUUUCCCCGGAUGCCGACUUCAUCUUCAACUCCGGACAGAUGCUGACUUACUACUAUGUGAAUGCCGCGCCACAGUGGCAGAAGUUCAAUGCUGGUAACUGGAUAUCCGUCGAGAACGCCGUCAGGCGUCUCUCAGCUCAGGUCGAUGACAAGCUGGACGUGUACACAGGCACCUACGGCGUACUUAAGUUGAAAAACAAUAAGGGACAAGAGAGGAUGAUAUAUUUGGAACCCACCAAGAAACUAGUUCCGGUGCCUGAGGUGUUCUGGAAGCUGGUGCGCCACGAGGGGUCCAGCUCUUGCACUGUGGUGGUGGGCUACAAUAACGUGUUCCUAACCAAACCACCCUCCACGCUCUGCUCCCCCGCCGACCCCUCAGGCUGGCCCAAGCUUACAGAUCUCCGCAAGGGCUACAUCUACUACUGCGACUACCACAGCUUCUCGGAGACUGUUACCUACGUCCCGCAGGUGGAAUGUGACGGUCUUCUAGAAUUUCCAUCGUGAAAUGUUUAUUGGACCGAGAUUUGUCACCGGAAUAUUCGUACUACUGAUUACCAAUAACUGUUAUUAUGUUAAGUUAAAUAAGAUUUAAGAGUUUCAUGAGAA